AUGUCCGCAGCACCUGGGCCCCCGGACCCCAACAGCUCCCAGGUCCCCAAGCAGGACCCGGGCACCAAGCAGCUCCCGGGCCCCAAGCAGAAGCAGGACCCCACACAGCCCCAACAGCUCCCGGGCCCCAAGCAGAAGCAGGACCCCACACAGCCCCAACAGCUCCCGGGCCCCAAGCAGAAGCAGAAGCAGGACCCCAUACAGCCCCAGCAGCUCCCGGGCCCCCAAGCAGGACCCAGGCCCCCAACAGCUCCCGGGCCCCAAGCAGCUCCCAGGUCCCCAAGCAGGACCCGGGCACCAAGCAGCUCCCGGGCCCCAAGCAGAAGCAGGACCCCACACAGCCCCAGCAGCUCCCGGGCCCCCAAGCAGGACCCAGGCCCCCAACAGCUCCCGGACCCCAACAGCUCCCAGGUCCCCAAGCAGGACCCGGGCACCAAGCAGCUCCCGGGCCCCAAGCAGAAGCAGGACCCCACACAGCCCCAACAGCUCCCGGGCCCCAAGCAGAAGCAGAAGCAGGACCCCAUACAGCCCCAGCAGCUCCCGGGCCCCAAGCAGAAGCAGAAGCAGGACCCCACACAGCCCCAACAGCUCCCGGGCCCCCAACUCCCGGGCCCCAAGCAGCACCCGGGCCCCAAGCAGCACCCGGGCCCCAAGCAGCACCCGGGCCCCAAGCAGCACCCGGGCCCCAAGCAGCACCCGGGCCCCACGCAGCUCCCGGGCCCCACGCAGCUCCCGGGCCCCACGCAGCUCCCGGGCCCCACGCAGCUCCCGGGCCCCACGCAGCUCCCGGGCCCCACGCAGCUCCCGGGCCCCACACAGCUCCCGGGCCCCACACAGCUCCCGGGCCCCCAACAGCUCCCAGGCCCCCAACAGCUCCCGGGCCCCCAAGCAGGACCCAGGCCCCCAACCGCUCCUGGACCCCAAGCAGGACCCGGGCCCCCAACCGCUCCUGGACCCUAG
Messenger RNA from Rhinichthys klamathensis goyatoka, 960 nucleotides. Its product is annotated as basic proline-rich protein-like. The coding region runs from base 1 to 960 and encodes 319 amino acids. The record is from RefSeq and is a predicted model, not a curated record. The transcript is spliced from 2 exons. NCBI's taxonomy places the organism in Eukaryota, Metazoa, Chordata, Actinopteri, Cypriniformes, Leuciscidae.